Messenger RNA from Mesorhabditis belari, 1065 nucleotides. Lineage: Eukaryota; Metazoa; Nematoda; Chromadorea; Rhabditida; Rhabditidae. The record is from the annotation of a GenBank genome assembly.
AUGAACGAUGACGCGAUCAACAAAUUAAUCAUUCUGACUCCGACAAAACGAACAUUAGACCGAACGGGUGACUUUCAAACGCGAGCCAAGUCGCAUGCAGAGCUCGCUGAAGAAGUGGAAAUUGGUCUCCGAAGAUAUGAAGAAGAACUUUGGGCAGCAAUUCCUGAAGAGCGAGCCGUUCCAUUGACCAAAGUUGGCACCGUAUCCGCUGAAGAAUUCGCGUUGCUGAAAGGCGAAACAGUGAAGCCGAUUGUUGAGGAGCAGCAAAAUUUAUCUCCGCCACCACUUCAACGUCAUGAUGGACCUUCGAAACCGCUCAACCCCACUGUUUGGACGCAAAAGGCAAAAGAACGUGCUGCUGCCGCUAAUGUUGUGCACAAGAGCCCAAUCCAGCGAAAGGAAAAUGAGGAAUCGAAUCUGAAGAAUCGCUUCUAUCCGGUUUCAAAGCCAUCAAAUCCAGUCGAUCAAAAGAGUCCCCGCAAGCAAAAGACUAGACACAGCGAGAAUCCGCCGGUUGAGAUGCCCGUUGGAUGGGUAUUUGGCACACAACCAGCCGCAGUUGCUUCAACGGCCAAUCAAAAUAUGUUCCCAGCCGCUCAUCCUUCUGUAUCAUUACUUCAGGAUAAUGGAUUUGAACAAAGUGUUUAUACCACAUGGAAAGCGAAUUGCCUUAAGCAACGCCGCUCUUUGGGAUACGAGUGUGCUGAGAUGAACACUUUAUAUCGUUUUUGGUCCUUCUUUUUACGGGAUAACUUUAACCGGAAAAUGUUCGAGGAUUUCCGUGAUCUAGCCUUAGAGGAUGCCAGUCAAGGAUCGCGUUACGGUAUCGAGGCUCUCUUCAGGUUUUACAGUUACGGGCUCGAGCAGAAAUUUCGUCCCGAAAUCUAUAAACAUUUCAUGAAAGACACGUUGAGCGAUUUUAAAAACGAGCAACUCUAUGGUUUAGAGAAAUUCUGGAUGUUUCUUAAGCGAUAUAAGAACGCAAAGCAGCUCGUCGUUGAGCCGCCACUUGAAGCGGAACUCGUGAAAUUUACGAAACUUGAGGAUUUCUGUGUGCAUUCAGAU